Messenger RNA from Caretta caretta (loggerhead turtle), 2302 nucleotides. It is a transcript of the gene GALT, whose product is annotated as galactose-1-phosphate uridylyltransferase. NCBI's taxonomy places the organism in Eukaryota, Metazoa, Chordata, Testudines, Cheloniidae. Gene Ontology annotation, biological process: beta-D-galactose catabolic process via UDP-galactose, Leloir pathway. The record is from RefSeq and is a predicted model, not a curated record. Gene Ontology annotation, cellular component: cytoplasm. Gene Ontology annotation, molecular function: zinc ion binding; UDP-glucose:hexose-1-phosphate uridylyltransferase activity.
CAGGCCCCAGAGAAGGGGCGGGGCUCGCGCGCCGCAGGCCCGGGCGGAGGGUCUCCCCCCUGCCCCGGGGGCUCAGAGCGGCCGCUCCCGGCUCAGCGCGCGGGGGGAGGGAACGUGGCGGCGCGUACGCAGUGACGUACAGCACGUGGUCCCCGCGCUGCGGCCGCCCCUGCAACGGCGGGGAGUCACGUGACGCGGAAGCCGCGGCCGGUGCGGGGCCGGAUGGAGGCGCGCUCGGAGCCCGCGAGUUCGGGGCCCGGCGAGACGCGGCCGGCGGUCGGGUCCUUCCAGCCCCGCGAGCACCAGCACGUCCGCUACAACCCCCUGCGGGAUGACUGGGUGCUGGUGUCCGCCCACCGGAUGAGGCGUCCCUGGCAGGGGCAGGUGGAGAUACCCCCACGAGAGGACGUCCCUCGCUGUGACCUGUCCAACCCGCUGUGCCCUGGAGCAGCGCGAGCCAACGGGGAGGUGAAUCCACAGUACACGAGCACGUUUGUCUUCGACAAUGACUUCCCAGCACUGCAGCCGGAUGCCCCGGAACCCGACGCCUGCAGCCACCCCUUGUUCCGAGCAGCAUCCGCCCAAGGAGUUUGCAAGGUCUUGUGCUUCCAUCCUUGGUCUGACCUGACCCUGCCCCUCAUGUCGCUGGCCGAGAUCCGGGCAGUGAUUGACCAGUGGGCGGAGCUCACGGCGGAGCUGGGCGCUUCCUAUCCCUGGGUGCAGAUAUUUGAGAACAAAGGGGCCAUGAUGGGCUGCUCCAACCCUCACCCUCAUUGCCAGGUCUGGGCCAGUAACUUCCUCCCCAACGAAGCCCGGCUGGAGGACCGGACACAGCGGCAGCACCUCCAGGAGCGCGGCGUGCCCAUGCUGUUGGAGUACGCCCGGCUGGAGGCCCAGAGGAAGGAGCGGCUGGUGGUGGAGAACGCGGACUGGCUGGUGGUGGUCCCCUAUUGGGCCGUGUGGCCUUUCCAGACCCUGCUCCUGCCCCGCCGUCACAUCUGCCGCCUCCAGGAGCUCAGCGAUAGCGAAAGGGAUAGUCUGGCUUCAAUCAUGAAAAGGCUUCUCACCAAGUACGACAACCUCUUUGAGGUUUCCUUCCCCUACUCCAUGGGCUGGCAUGGCGCCCCCACGGGGCCUCACUUGGGAGAAGACUGUGGGCACUGGCAGCUUCACGCCCACUACUACCCGCCCCUCCUCCGCUCGGCCACUGUCCGCAAGUUCAUGGUGGGCUACGAGAUGCUAGCCCAGGCUCAGCGGGACCUGACGCCGGAGCAGGCCGCUGAGCGCCUGAGGGCUCUGCCCGAGGAGCAUCACAGGGUGAGGCCACGGGAGGCAGCGUGACGAGCCGCGUCACACAAGGAGGGGAGCUGGCACAUUGCAGAGGGGGCCGCCGGCCGCACACCGGAACUCAGUUACUUUGUUUUUCUGACCAGCGGGAAUUGGGCUGGGGGGGAUCUUCUCUGCAGCUGGAGGCGCUGGUGGGCAGAGCACGGUGGAGUCUGUUCGACAGGCCACUUUACGGGCAAUGAUAGUCACCACUCAAGGUGAGGCUGAGACCUGCAAACUUGUGAGCCAGUUGGAAAGUUCUGCAGGUCUCAGAAGGCAUCCGAGUCUGCCCGUUGUAGAGGAGCAACCAGUACAGGUCCCACUGGCUUCCCGUCCCAUCCCCCGUGCGCUCGCUGGAGGUGGCAUUUCGGAGCCCAGGGCCCUGGCUCCUAGGGUGGGUGACUGGCUGUGUGAGCUCCCCACAGCCUCAGAGCUGGGUCUCUGGGGGCUGUCACCCCAUGGGAGCUCCCAGGCUGCAGCGGGUGGAGAGCUGCUGUCAGCCUACUGUGUCAGCAGUGGGGCGCGCUGUGGCAUAUACUGAAAGGGUGCUCCGGAGGGGUCAGGGAGUGAUGUCACCCAGUAACCCCUGUGGGCUCCUGGCUCCUAUGUGCAUCAGCAAGGGGCCUGGUUCUGGCUUGUGGGAGGCAGGGGGGUGGCGGGAAGUGGUCCAGAGUCCCUGGGCCUGCUGCUGAGGGACAAAUUCUCUGUAGCUUUUUUAAGCUCUUGAUGCCCACAGUUCCAGCCCCACACAUGCCAACCCCAGGGCCAGCCCCUACCCCACUGGUGGGCUCAGAGAGCCCGAUGUAUGAUGUGGUUUAGCUCCUCACUCCCACCCUUUGCUCCUGCCGCCCACCUGCCAUUGUGCGCCAUGGCCAGUGGCUGCUUGCUCGCCUGCUGCCUCUCACCAGCUCUCCACGGAGCUGCCUGUGGGCGCUUGGCUUUUCACUCGCUUCAAUAAACCCUAAAACCAAAGCAA